GCGGUGCAUCAGUUUCACGUUCGUAUAUUUGUCUUUAAUGAUCUUAAUUUUGUUACAUCAUAAAGCAGGAGAAUCCAGUGUUUGUCUAAAAAUGGAGAGGAUUUACUAAUCUGUUAAUUAGAUUACUGUUUUGCCUUAAGUGUCUCCUGUGUCAUUAUGCAAACCAACCAGUCACUUCAGUGACACUUGUAUAGACGCCUACACUCUUCAUUUUAGUCCUUUUUCAUGCUACUUUAUGCAGUACUGAAUUGAGAGCUGACUUAAAAUUUGGUAAUAAGUGCUGCCAAGGAUGGCCAUUCUGUCACUAACUUUAGUUACCUUUUUCUGCUGGAUAAGUCUUAGUAAUGUAAGUGGGGAUGAGAAGAUUCACUCGGACAACAUCACACGUAUUUUGGAUCAACUUUUGAAUGGUUAUGACAACAGACUGCGACCUGGAUCUGGAGGUGGUAUUACAGAGGUGAAAACAGACAUCUUUGUCACCAGCUUUGGGCCUGUUUCUGAUGUUGAGAUGGAGUACACCAUGGACAUGUUCUUCCGUCAGAUGUGGGUUGAUGAGCGGCUGAAAUUUGAGGGCCCUACUGAAAUCCUGCGACUGAACAACCGUAUGGUGGACAAGAUCUGGACACCAGACACAUUCUUCAGAAACUCCAAGAAGUCUAUAUCCCACAACAUGACCACACCCAACAAGCUCUUCCGUAUCAUGCAGAAUGGGACCGUCCUCUACACCAUGAGACUGACAAUCAGUGCAGAGUGUCCAAUGAACCUGAUGGACUUCCCCAUGGACAGCCACUCCUGCCCUCUCAGGUUUGGAAGCUAUGCCUACACAAGCAGUGAAAUUAAGUUCACCUGGAGGAAGGGACCAAAAGCUUCUGUCGAGUGCCCCAAAGAGUCCAUGAGCCUUCUUCAGUAUGAUCUAGUGGGACAGACUCUAUCCAGUGAGAUUUUCAAAUCAAACACAGGUCAGUACUCUGUGCAGGUGGUCCAUUUCCACCUCCAGAGGAAGAUUGGUUACUAUCUCAUACAGACCUACAUCCCUCUUAUAAUGAUUGUUGUGCUGUCACAAGUCUCUUUUUGGAUCAACAAAGAGUCUGUUCCUGCUCGCACGGUUGCUGGCAUCACCACUGUGCUGACCAUGACCACAUUAAGCAUCAGCGCUCGCCAGUCACUUCCCAAAGUAGCCUAUGCAACUGCCAUGGAUUGGUUCAUCGCUGUGUGUUUUGCCUUUGUGGCAUCGGCUCUUGUUGAGUUUGCAGCAGUAAACUACUUUUCCACUCGCCAGGCCAACCAUCUGAAGAAGCAAGAAGCCAGACAAGACAAGCUCGAGGCAACUGACAGCGAUGAGGAGGACACAGCUUCGCUGGACAGCAGCCCUCAGGAAAGCCUAAAGAGGAGAAGCCACUCAGUGUGUCGCAGUGAUCCAGGAGAUGUUCCGCCACUGCUGAUUUUCCUCCAGCAGGGCUCAGCCUUUCCUCAGAUCCUGCAGCUGGCCGGCACCAGCCUCAUCGACAUGUAUGCCCGCGUCCUCUUCCCCCUUGGCUUUGCCCUAUUCAACCUAGUGUACUGGUACAUUUACCUGGCCAAGGACACCUUAGAGAGUGUCAGGGACAUGGAUCUUCAAAACUAAGAGGACCUGGAAAAGGGCAUGUGUCAGCAUCCAGCCAACCUCACCUCACCCCCUGUCUCUCGCUCUUUCUCUCUCUGUGAACCCUCUCUUAGUAUUUAAUCUGCCUUCAUCUGACAGAGGAAAUGAAUCAGAAACUCAUUUAUUCUCCUGCCGCACAUCUAUUCAUUUCACAGGCUGUGACCACUGCCCACUUGUGUUCUGAUCAGGAGCUGAAUCGCUGCCCUUCACAGGCCUCAGUCACUUUAAGCCCACCUUGUACGCAGAACAACUUCUCGGACCCUGGACAAACAGCACACACGUGAUGCUCACGCACACAACCUAAGAAACACAUUCAAAAAGAAGUGUGUGAUAUAAUCUAUGAUGGCUGUAACUGGUGGUGAUGCAACAGUGAACCAAUGCUUUCAGAAGCCUGCCCUCUACAGAAGCACAGCUCCCACUACAACAAGAUCAAAGGCAGUUUAGGGGAGGCUCGCAUCCCUGUUUGUGGCUUCAAAUCUGUGCUCAAACCUGGGAAAAUGAAUUGUGGGAUUGUGUUUUCUCAUCCACUGUUCUGCUCCGCUGCUCCCCUUGCACCUUCUGAUUUACUGCAGGUCCUCUGGAAACACUGCAGGGAAGACUGAGGUGUGAUGCCCCCUGGGGUGUUGGUGACAUUAAAUGUCUGUUUUUGGAGAGAUAGUGCAUGAUUGUCGGGCACAGAUGUGGCUCUAUGAAGUUUCACUUUGUAAUGAAUGAAGUGCUUUUUCUCUUUGUAGCCACUGAAAAGGUGUAGUAAUUUAAAAAAAUGAGGGAAUAAACUUAGUCUUUACUUGGCAAUCUGACCAUUUUAACUCUACAGCGCAUUCAGUUGUUUGACCUUGUCAACAUGUAGACAGACUUAUCCGCAAUGUAACACAUAUAGUAUAAAGAAUAAAACAAGCCUAAAACUAAUAUUGAUGUUGUUCUUUUCACUUGUGGCAUAAAUACC
Molecule: messenger RNA, 2588 nt
Organism: Monopterus albus (swamp eel)
Lineage: Eukaryota; Metazoa; Chordata; Actinopteri; Synbranchiformes; Synbranchidae
Gene: gabra6a
Product: gamma-aminobutyric acid type A receptor subunit alpha6a
Exons: 10
Coding region: 290-1624 (444 amino acids)
Biological process (GO): monoatomic ion transmembrane transport
Cellular component (GO): membrane
Molecular function (GO): extracellular ligand-gated monoatomic ion channel activity; GABA-A receptor activity
Source: RefSeq, a predicted model, not a curated record